Messenger RNA from Apis laboriosa (Himalayan honeybee), 523 nucleotides. RefSeq lists its product as uncharacterized. Bases 1 to 297 code for a protein of 98 amino acids. Lineage: Eukaryota; Metazoa; Arthropoda; Insecta; Hymenoptera; Apidae. The transcript is spliced from 3 exons. The record is from RefSeq and is a predicted model, not a curated record.
AUGGAAUUUCCGCUUUCUAGAAAAUGCAGACGGUGCACCAUAAUGAUUAAGGGUCGUUUCAUGUUCACCGCUCAUUGUUUUCGUCGUACCACGAGGGACUGCUUUUAUGCCAAUACUUCAAAGUGCUAUAACCUACGUGGGGUAUCAUACGAUGCAAAAGUUACGUGGGUUAAAAUCAUGGACCAUUAUCAUCGUCUUCAGGUGUCUUUCCAAGAUAAAUCAGCGAUAACCCUUGAUAAGAAAUACAAUUGCAUCCUUCCUCGCCACUCGAUCCGUAUUGCCAACUACAGCGCCUAACGACAUCCGAAGAAAUCGAGCUUCCCCCAAUUACGCAGCGGCGCACAGCUUGAACGAGAUUUACGAAUGAAAAUGAAACGCGAAGGGGUGGCGAAGAUUACGGAAGGCGGCGGCGAGGUAAGGCGAUCGUAACACUCGUAAUUGAGUACACGGGCCGAUAUCCGAAAACUGCUCGGGGGUUGCCGCCGAUUCGAGCAAUUUUAAAAGCGGUCUCCCUAAUCUGUAG